This is a messenger RNA of Pezoporus occidentalis (night parrot), 4569 nucleotides long. It is a transcript of the gene RGL1, whose product is annotated as ral guanine nucleotide dissociation stimulator like 1. The transcript has 15 exons. Lineage: Eukaryota; Metazoa; Chordata; Aves; Psittaciformes; Psittacidae. Gene Ontology annotation, cellular component: plasma membrane. Gene Ontology annotation, molecular function: guanyl-nucleotide exchange factor activity. The coding region runs from base 845 to 2749 and encodes 634 amino acids. The record is from RefSeq and is a predicted model, not a curated record. Gene Ontology annotation, biological process: Ras protein signal transduction; positive regulation of GTPase activity.
UGCCCUGCACAGUGAGCUCUAAUUGGGAUUUGAUAUUGGAGGAGGAUGUGGGCAGCAUAACAUUUGUUUCCUUUGAAAAUUCUCAGCACUGUUUACUUGCUUAAACAAGGUUGUGUAAAGGCCAAAUAUCAGUUGUCUCAAAACAUAUCCAAUAUUAUAACCCAGAGAUCUUUUGAUCCUUUGGCCCUCAUGCCUUUCAUGUCUGAAUCUGAUACCUGUUACUCAACUACUUAUUUAUAGAAAGCUCAACAAUGAAGUUGUCAAGAAAGUAAUCUGUCAGGUGUAUGUGCUUUAACAGAUCGUGUAUAAAUGUGAAACUCUUUCUUGCCUUAAAAAUUUCCAUUGCUCUCAGUUGCUCUGGCUACUUUUGUCUUACACAGAUUAAUGGUAUCUGGAAAAGAGGUUGGCUUUGUAGUCCUGUUGUGAAACAUGUAGUUCAAGUAGUUCAUGUUUUGUCUUGUCUGGGAUAAUUCCAAUAUAAUUGUGUUUACCAUCUUUUCUCGUAGAACAGAAACAUGACACAAUUUUGCUCUUAGUAUUAUAUGACUCGGAGAAAUAAGAGGAAAAAGCAAGAAAGCUAUGUUCUUUCUUGCCAUUAACUCUGUAUUCCUCAGAGAAAAAUAUCGCAUGGGGAAGCCUGUGGUCUGUAGCUAGAGAUCUGCAUUUAUCAGACUCCUGUUAUGACAGUUCAGAUGCUUUAAAAAUCCAUUUGGGGCAUUAGAAAUAGGGAUGCAAUUUAAAGCAUUUCCACUGGUUUGACACAAAAAAGAAAACUGCUACAGAAGUUAAAAACAACUGUAGGAAGAGGAUUUAUGACUCCUCAAAUAUCCUUUUUAAAGAAGAGAUGGGUUUUUACAAAAUCUUAGGUGCAACAGCAUCAAUCUUACGAGCCUGGCUCAAUCAGUGCUCUGAGGAUUUCAGAGAGCCGCCCAACUACCCAUGUCUGCUGAAGCUGCUGGAUUACCUAAAGAAGAAUAUAUCUGGCUCUGACCCAGAGAGAAGGGCGCAGAACCUCUUGGAGCAGUUCCAGAACCAAGAAAUGGAAAAUGACAAUGAGUUCCAUAACACUUCCUCCAGUAACCAGUGUGAUGAGGAACAGCUGGAGAUCUGCAGUCCAGAAGAAUUCUCUUCUUUCCAAGAGUACCUUGUGGCAGAACAGUUGACAUACAUGGAUGCAGAACUCUUCAAGAAAGUUGUGCCACACCACUGCUUGGGAUGCAUCUGGUCUCAAAGGGAUAAGGAAGAAAACAAGCACGUGGCACCUACCAUCAGAGCUACUAUCUCUCAGUUCAACGCAGUUACCAACUGUGUUGUCAGCACUAUCCUGAAUAACAAGGAACUCAAAACACAGCAAAGAGCCAAAAUCAUGGAGAAGUGGAUUCGUAUUGCACAUGAAUGUAGGAUCCUGAAGAAUUUUUCCUCCUUAAGGGCCAUCAUUUCAGCUUUGCAGUCCAACUCCAUCUAUCGGCUGAAGAAGACCUGGGUAUGCAUUCCAAAGGACAUAAUGCUGAUGUUUGAAGAGCUGGGUGGUAUCUUCUCAGACCAUGACAAUUAUCUGACAACCAGGGAACUACUGAUGAAGGAAGGAACAUCCAAAUUUGCGAAUCUGGACAGCAGUGUGAAAGAAAAUCAGAAAAGGACACAGAGGCGACUGCAACUUCAAAAAGAUAUGGGAGUAAUGCAAGGCACAGUUCCUUACCUUGGGACCUUCCUCACUGAUCUCAUCAUGCUUGACACAGCCCUUCCGGACUAUGUUGAGGGUGGCCUGAUAAAUUUUGAGAAGAGACGAAGGGAAUUUGAAGUAAUUGCCCAAAUAAAGCUCCUGCAAUCUGCAUGUAACAGCUAUUGCAUGGCACCAGACCAAAAAUUCAUCCGGUGGUUCAGAAGGCAGCAGCAUUUAACUGACAAGGAGAGUUACGACCUUUCACGUGAGGUUGAAGCAGCUGCUGACACCAGCACCACAUCACCAAAAUCUCGAAAAAGCAUGGUGAAGAGGUUCAGUCUACUGUUUCUAGGCUCUGAGAUGAUUGCCCAUAGCACACCCAUCAAAGAGCAGCCCAAAUCUACCCCAGGUGGGAGCUCUGGUGAAAGCACAGACUCGGCCAGUGUUUCAUCAUGUGAGUUUAACCACUCUGAAGCUGAAGACGUCUGCAUCGGUCCCGUAGACACUCCUGACACUCUUGACACUCCUCAUGAGACUCAGAAAAAGCUCUCUAAAUCCUCCACCUUCAGUUCCAUCAGCUAUUCUAUGCAUGCAUCUCCCUUGGGGGUGGCAUCUGUAAUCUCAGCUCCUGCCGUGCUGUUCUCCAGUGACAAGUGCUCUAACUCUGUGACACCUGUUACCUCAAAAGAACUGUCUCCUGUUUACAACCAGCAGAAUAAAGAUAUGUGCGUCAUCCGAAUCAGCACAGAAGACAGCAAUGGCAAUAUGUACAAGAGUAUCCUGAUAACUAACCAAGACAAAACUCCUGCCGUUCUCCAGAGAGCUCUGUUAAAGCAUAACCUGGAAUCUGAUGCAGCUGAGGACUAUGAGCUUGUACAGGUCAUCUCUGAGGAUAAAGAGCUGGUGAUCCCAGACAAUGCCAAUGUGUUUUAUGCCAUGAACAGCCACGUGAACUUUGAUUUUGUCCUGCGGAAAAAACCUUCUGUCAACAUGGAUUUGAAAAUGAGGAGCCACUGCAAUCUAACACUCCCGAGAGCUGCCAAACAGGGGUGUUGGAGCAAUAGGCUCAGCAAAAUUACACUGUGAAGAAGGCAAGGCCACAUGGAGAACUGGCUGAGGCUUUUCCCUUUGCUACCAUCCAGUAUUACAGAAAAACAGCAGAUGGAUUUGUCAGUAUUCAACUUUGAAAACAGAAGACCUACAGCCAGCGAGGUGUCUUUUCUCCCUUGCAGCCUUAUAUGGACAGACAGAUGUGGAUUUACAGGACAGUAGGGACUGGAAUUUUUUGUUGUUGUUUUGUUUUGCACAUUAGCCUGGGAAGGUGAGAGCCCCAGUUAAAGGGGAAAACAGGACUGCAACAUUGGUCUAAGGAACAUGACACAAGCCAACUGUUUUUGUGAGAAAGCAUUUUACUUUGUGCCAGUAUUACACAGAAGAAAGUCUAAGCUUAUUUUUAUAAAAUUGGAGAAGAAAACUCUCAGUACAGUUGUGCUGGAACUAAGGAGGAGGUCCCAGCCAGCUUCCAGCUGACUGAUGGCAGCACUAAUUUGCAGAAGGUGUGGGUGAGCUGAGUGCCAGUGGCAGUUGCUGCCUCCAGGAAGCAUUUGAAUUUACCAAAAAUCAGGAUGGGUACUCAUCACUGGGGACAGCAGAAACUGCAAGCAUGUGUAUGACUCUCUCAUGCAGCUGGCACUUUUCUUUUUGCACUUGUUCUGCACCAGAAAAUUGCCUAUUUUGGAUUUUUUUUCUCCAGAGAAUUUUAAUAAAACAGGCUGCACUUGCUUUUGGAUGAAUGUCAUUGUUUGUUCAUGAACAAGGCAAAAACAAAUGCUACUUGUUGGGAUUUACGUCUUGUCUUAAUGCCACUGCAGGGUGGUUCCCCUUUUACUUUGCUAACCCACUGAACAGAAAUCAAUGCCUUUUGUAUGUACCCUUAAAUGACUGAUGUAUCUCUUUUUUAAUGUGCAAUCACUCUUCAAGAGCAAAACUUUUAACUCACAUUUUCAUUCAUAAAGGGACACUACAUGACCUUUUCUUUUAAAAGUGAGUAUUGAGAUAGCCAGGUUUUAAGCAUUACCCCAACCAGUGAUUUUUAUAUACUUGCAGCAUUAUUAUGCAUAAUCUACAGGCACCUCCCUUGCUCUUUAUAUGCAUCUAUUAAAUGAAUUUCCACUGGAAAAUUCCAGCUGGAAUAGAGAAUUUAAUCAUCUGUUCUCUGUGAAACUUUAAGUAACAAUUUCUGAAUCUUUCCCCAGAACACUGGCUUCCUUGAAGUCAUAGAGAUUUUGUUUUUAAAAGCCGUAAAUAAGACAUCGGAUUGUAAGCAGCCCUGAUGGAAAAGGCUAUCUUUGAGAUACAUUAGUAUUAGUUAAAACAGACUCAAAUACUGUAUUUUAUCCAUGCCUAGGCUUUGUUUCCUUCCAGUUCCGUAGCAUUAGUUUUCAAAACUGGGCUCAGGUUACAUUCUUUGCAUCAGGGUCAAUGAUGCAAACAUCAUGAUCACACAUGAUCGUUAAAUGUUUUACACAACUAUAAGGUUUGUCACUUCUGUUUACAAGUCACACCAUGUAGGUCCUGGUCUGAAUAGUUUAAGAAUUCCAAUUUAGGUUUUAUUGAGACAGUGAAGGUAGUGAGUUUGUAACUGAGCCUUAACCUCUGCCCAGAGUUAGGGCAAAAUUACAACAGAAGUUCAGUUUUCUUUGCAUUUCAGUGUAAGCAUCAUUGAUGUCUGUACAGUAUCAUUUCUAAAGUAAAGUAUUGCUCACUCAAAGGUGUAUGUCUGUGUUAAGGUGAAAGAUGAACGUCCUUGAUUUUAAAAUUACACUUUCCAUAAGGUUAUAUAUGAAAAAUGUUUUUUAAUUGCUUUCCUGCAAUCUUUAUACAUAAGUAUUAAACCUUUUUCCACU